AUGGCUCGAACACAAACCCAGAGACCCUGUUCAAGCAUCCUCGAUUCUCUGGGGGAAGAAAUCGUGAGAAUCAUCGCACCCGUUUCAGUAUGCAUGUUCUUGGUCGUAAUAUUGGUGUCAAUUCUGAACACCGAUUCUUCUCUUUUCGACGCAUCGAUGAGCAUGGUCACCAUGGCCUACACCGAGACAAACUCGGACUCCACCUGGGACAAAUUCCUUGGUGCCCUUUUGAACUCCUUGGCUUUCGUCGUCCUGGUCACCUUCGCAACCUUCAUCUUGGUCCUCCUCUUCUACUUCCGAUGCACUAGGUUCUUGAAACUCUACAUGGCUUUCUCCACUUUCAUCGUGCUGGGAUUCCUCGGCGGUGAAGUUUCUCUGUUCUUGAUCCAACAGUUUAACACUCCCAUUGAUUGCAUUACGUUUUUCCUCUUGCUGUGUAAUUUCGCUGUUGUUGGUGUUUUGACCGUGUUUAUGUCAAAAAUGGCGAUUUUUGUGACGCAGGGUUAUUUGGUUGUUAUUGGAAUAUUGAUUGCUUAUUCAUUUACUAUGCUGCCUGAGUGGACCACCUGGGCCUUGCUUGUUGCCAUGGCUUUGUAUGACGUUGCUGCAGUUUUGUUACCAAUUGGGCCCUUGAGGCUUUUGGUAGAGCUUGCAAUAUCAAGAGAUGAGGAAAUUCCCGCAUUAGUUUAUGAGGCUAGGCCUGUGAACCAUGGUAAUUUGAAUCCUGGGGAUCUUGCCCAGAGGCGGCGGUUAUGGAGAGAAAGGAGGGUUGAAAAUUCAAAUCUCCAAACUGAUUCCAACUGGAAUGCCGACUCAGUGUUGGGUCACGGCCCCAGCGUUGAUUCCCCCUCCGAUUCUGAUGCAAGCCCCAGCAAUAACACGAACAUAGUUAGAGAAAAUGCAGAUUUGAGAGCUAAUAGUUCUGAUGGCUCUUAUGGUUGCAGAAAUUUGGUGAGUGCAGAAGAGGGACGGAUGCGACUUCAUGAGACUGAUACGGCUCUUUCUGCGCCCUUGAUUGAUCGUGGAAUGAAUGUCCAGCUUGGUAGGGGGGAAGAUGCUGUGCCAAGUGAGAAUUUGAUGCUAGAGGGAAUUGGAUUGGGUUCUUCUGGUUCAAUCAAGUUAGGGCUAGGAGAUUUUAUCUUCUAUAGUGUUUUGGUUGGCAGGGCGGCAAUGUAUGAUUUUAUGACGGUGUAUGCAUGCUAUCUUGCUAUCAUUGCGGGUCUUGGCAUAACUUUGAUCCUUUUGGCUUUAUAUCAGAAAGCUUUGCCUGCUCUUCCUGUGUCAAUAGCACUGGGAUGUCCUAUUGAACCUUAUGGAGAUGUAGGGGAUCUAACCCUGCCCCACCACCACCACCACAUAACCGUUGUGCGACCCAAAGACCGGAUUGAGGCUUGGAAAGGCGAUAAGUUGGCAUAUGAAGGUGCAUGGCAUCGAAAGUUCGUUAGUGGUUAG
Molecule: messenger RNA, 1452 nt
Organism: Sphenostylis stenocarpa
Lineage: Eukaryota; Viridiplantae; Streptophyta; Magnoliopsida; Fabales; Fabaceae
Source: the annotation of a GenBank genome assembly